Mauremys reevesii (Reeves's turtle) is the source of this 3832-nucleotide messenger RNA. RefSeq names its product elastin microfibril interfacer 2 (gene EMILIN2). Gene Ontology annotation, molecular function: protein binding. The transcript is spliced from 9 exons. Lineage: Eukaryota; Metazoa; Chordata; Testudines; Geoemydidae. The record is from RefSeq and is a predicted model, not a curated record. Bases 491 to 3712 code for a protein of 1073 amino acids.
GUGUGUCUGUAAGGGUCGGCCCUUGUCCGGCUGUGGGGCUGUGUGCAGAGAUCAUGAGUAAACGCUGUCUCUGGAAGACAAAAAAACCCCUCCACAACUGAGUAUGCUGAAGUAAUCGAGACCUGCCCCCCCGCCCCCCGCAGGGUGGGAACGCCGUGGGGGGUGCCUGCCUUGCACGAGUUUGGUCAGACAAGGCGUGGGGGUAGAGGGGAGUCACCCGUCGGGGGGGCUGUUGCGUCAGUGCGGGACCGCAGGCGGAGAGAGGAGAACGGAGGGAGAAAGCGCAGGGGCGAGAGGAGAGAACCGGGGAGACGCGAACGGGGCAGGGGGUUCAGCGGCGCGUAUCGCUGGGCGGGGGCACGUCUCUGCCCGCCGCGGCCCGUUCUCGGGUGUCUCUAGCCCGGGCUGCUCCCCGCGCCAGCCCCGCUCGGGCGCCACUCCCCAGCCAGGCGCGGGGCGCUCCAGCCCCUGCCCUGCCCUGCCCGCCGCAAUGGGGCUGCGCCCGGGACCCGUCGCGCCCCUGGGGUGGGCACUGGCGCUUCUCCUGUCUCUGGCCGGCGGGCUCAGCGAGGCCACCCCGCACUUGAGGUACAACCGGCCAGGCGCCAGGAGCAAGAACUGGUGUGCCUACAUAGUGAACAAGAACGUGAGCUGCUCUGUGCUGGAUGGAACUGAGCGGUUUAUUCAGGCGCAGUACAAAUGUGCCUGGAACCAGUUUCCCUGUUCACCAACCCCAGUCUACCGUAUGAGUUUCAGACCUCGGUAUACAAUUGCUUAUAAGACAGUAACAGAACUGGAGUGGAGAUGUUGUCCUGGUUAUAAAGGUGAAGAUUGCAGAGACGGUCCGGCAGAACAACCAAGAACUAUUCUGUUUCCCACUUCACCAUCACGACCUGGUGUGAAGAAAGUCUUGGACUCAGAACCAACGGAAAUGCCACGGGAAUCACCCGAGAAGAAAAUUCAGUUCCUUGAGGAUGAAUUGUUUCGACUUACGCGGACAGUGCUUGAUCUUCAGUCCUCCUUAGCAGGUGUGAAUGAAAACCUGAAACUAACUGUCCAAGAAGAUGCCAGUAAGAUGUUGGUCUCAUGGCUGAACAACCUUCAUGAUCACCCAGGGCCUGAUAGUGUCGUGGGUGGUGAAACAGACAGUAUUCAUCUGCCUGGAAUACUUGGCAAGAAAGAGCCUUUUAUUGAUUUUGAGAUGGAAGACAUAAAGUCUGAACUAGCUGAGGUAAAAAAUACUUUGAAGACAAAAAAUGACAAGCUGGAAGAACUGAAUGGGAAAGUGAAAAGCUAUGAAGGGCAAUUAAAACAACUGCAGGAAGCAGCACGAGGACCUACAAUAACAAUACCGAGUGGUGAUUUAUAUCAGGAAUAUCUAGAUUCUAAAAUUGAGGCCCUGAGACAGGAAAUGCUGGAAGGAUUGGAGAAGAAAAUGGCAGAUCUGAAAAACUCAUGUGAAUACAAACUAAUGAAUAUCCAGCAACAAUGUGAUGACCAUGAAACCAGCUGUUCAGAAAUAAUACAACUUGUAGAAGAAAAGGAAAAUGGCCUGAGGAAAGAAAUAAAUGAUCUACGAACUCAGAUCCAGGCUCCUUCAAACCAGUCAGGUUGCUGCAAGACUAGCCACAGUGAUGACUUUGGUCAACAGAUAAAGAAUUUGGAUGAGAAAGUUGACAGAGUUGUGGAAGUACACAGAAUCUUAAAUGCCAGAAUAGAUAAUGAAAUCAUUCGCAUUUCCACUCCAAAUCUAGAAGACAUCUUUGGCCCAAGAUGGGAGGAGCUAGACGCUAGAAUCAAUGUUACAGAGAGGAAUGCUGAAGAACAUUGUUUUUACAUUGAGGAAACUCUCCGAGGUACUAUAGCUGCUGAAGUAGACGAAGUCAGAAACUUACUUGAUCAAAAACUACAGGCACUGGAAGACAGGCUGGGUGGCACUAUUUUAGAAAUUGCCAAUGCCACAGCCUCAGAUGGAAUAUCAAUUAGUUCAGGAUCAGUCUUGCACAGUGACUCAGGAUCUGGAAAUGAGCAGCUUACAACUGAGAUAAAUCUCCUGAGGAACAAACUACAAGCCAUUGAACACCUUUGCUGGCAGAAAUGCCAAUCUGCACCCCAAGAUAUGGAAGACCUUCAAAAAAGCAUAGAAAAUUGUAGCAACAAAUAUGAAUACUUGCUUUUGAAAGUAGAAGACAACUCUGCUCUUUUGAAGUCUUUAAAUGGUUCCCUUAAUGAGAAAUUUAACUUUACUAAGAGCAACCAACAGAACGUCCAGAAGGAUUUGCGUAGACUCCGAUAUGGUCUAAACAUCAUGGAUAAAGAUGUGAAAAAUCUUCAGGUUGGCUUGAGCAGCUGUAAGGAGCAACUUCUGGGUGUCAAUUCUACAUGUGAAAAGACCCAGCAAGGUGUAUUCAGAAAAAUGGAUGAAAUACAAAGAACAGUUAUGAAUCAAACUUCUCACCCAAAUGAUAAUUGCUGUAAUGAGGUGAAGGAGAGGAUGGAACAGCUAAAAGAACAAAUCUUUAAUGACCUCAGGAAAUGUAAAGAGAACACCAGUGGUAUUCAGGAGGGAGUCUCAGAUGUGGAUAGCAGACUGUCCCAUGUUGAAAAAAUCUGCAGCAAAAUGGACUCCAUCUCAGGUAGCCUGCAGCGAAUAAAAGAAGGUCUGAACAAGCAUGUCACUAGCUUAUGGAACUGUAUCAAUCAGAUGAAUGGAACCAUGACAUCUCAUUCCAAAGACAUUUCUGGCCUCAAAAAUUCUGUCCAACAGUUCCACAAGCAGAUCACCAAAAUCACCACUGACCUUCAGGAGCUGAUGAAAAUUCAGUCUGGGGCACCUGAAAAUCAACCAAGAGUACCACUGAGGAUACCACAAGAAAGAACUCCCCUGCAGCCAUCACAGCCAAGAACACCGCUACAGCUACCACAACCAGGAACACCGCUGCUGCCGUCGCAGCCAAGAAUAGUAAUACAACCACCACGACAAGGAGCCCCUCUUCAGCCAUCACAACCAAGAACUCCCCUACAACCAUCAUUGCCAGGUUCAGCCACUUUACCACUUUUGCCUGGAUCAACUGGGAUCAUUAUGGAGUCUGGACAGGCCGGUCCUCCUGGCACAGUUGUAAAGUCAGGAAGUAGACGGCCUAAAGGCAUAGAUGGACAGUAUACCUUGCCCAUAGCUGAAGGAUAUGCAGGAGCACCAGGGUAUCCAAAAUCUUCUCCGCCUUCUACAGACUCACAAGGACCUACUGCUGCUGCCACCUCUCUGGUGUCUUUUUCGGCUGGUCUUACUCAGAAGCCUUUCCCCAGUGAUGCAGGCGUGGUCCAUUUUAACAAAGUGCUUGUGAAUGAUGGAGACUAUUAUAAUCCUAACACAGGCAUCUUCACAUCUCCCUAUGAAGGGCGCUAUCUGAUCACUGCCGUCCUUGCUCCUGAAAGGGAUGAGUAUGUAGAAGCAGUGCUGUCUGUUGCCAAUGCAAGCGUUGCUCAGCUCCACACAGCUGGUUAUAGAAGAGAGCUGCUUGAGUAUCACAAACCACGAUCAGGGAAACGAACCUGUGGUGGAGCUGGAACAUUCCACCUCGUUCUUCACCUAAAAGCUGGAGAUGAAGUAAACAUUGUCGUUACUGGGGGCAAGCUGGCCUACACGGAUUCCGAUGAAAUGUACUCCACGUUUAGUGGAGUUCUUCUCUAUCCAGCCAUUGCUCAUGUCUAGGCUCCUCGUGAUAAGAAGGGUGCAGAACAGUGUUCCCACACCAGAGCAGAGGAAAUAGACACUUGAUUCAGAGAGGGCAAUUUGACUGACUUCAGUAAUGAUACAGCCUCGGGUAGGCCU